Messenger RNA from Dovyalis caffra, 1257 nucleotides. The record is from the annotation of a GenBank genome assembly. Lineage: Eukaryota; Viridiplantae; Streptophyta; Magnoliopsida; Malpighiales; Salicaceae.
AUGGUUGAAGAUAUCACAAAUUCUAGUAGGGAAAUUGCUUUACAAAAACUUUCGUCAUCUGAGGUUGACAAGGAUUUCCCACAAUUUGGUAGGAGAAGCAGAGGAGGACAAAAUUCACGCAUCUUGGCAUUGAUGAAUCUGCUUUCUUUAUGUUUUAGGCCAUUUGGGCAAGGUAGCAGUAGUAACAGUGAUACAAAAUUUGAGUCUUUUGUUGGUGUUAGCAAAGAAGGGAAAGAUGGACUUCUUUGGUAUAGAGAUAUUGGAAAAUACGGGUCCGGUGAAUUUUCAAUGGCUGUUGUUCAAGCUAAUCAAGUACUUGAAGACCAAAGCCAGAUUGAGUCUGGACCUCUUGGAACUUUUGUAGGUGUUUAUGAUGGUCAUGGUGGACCUGAAGCUGCACGUUUUGUCUGUGAUCACUUGUUCAGGCACUUUCAAGCAAUUUCAGCAGAGACACAGGGUGUUGUGACAAGUGAGACCAUCCAAAGAGCUUUCUGCGCAACAGAGGAAGGGUUGACUAAUCUCGUGUCCGAGUUAUGGAGCACUCGUCCCCGAAUGGCAACAGUUGGGUCAUGCUGUCUAGUUGGAGUGAUAUGUCAGCAGACCCUCUUUGUUGCAAAUCUGGGUGAUUCCCGUGUUGUGCUGGGCAAGAAAGUCGGCAACACUGGAGUUAUUGCUGCAAUACAAUUAUCAACUGAACAUAAUGCAAACCUGGAGGCAAUCAGGCACGAACUCAAGGACUUACAUCCAAAUGAUCCCCAGAUUGUUGUCCUUAAGCAUGGAGUUUGGAGAGUGAAGGGGAUUAUUCAGGUCUCUAGAUCCAUAGGAGAUGUAUAUAUGAAACAUGCACGAUUCAACAGGGAACCAAUUAAUACAAAGUUCAGACUUCCUGAACCAAUGGACAUGCCGUUCUUGAGUGCCGAUCCAACUAUCUUUUCACAUCCUCUCCAUCCAAAUGAUUCGUUCCUUAUAUUUGCAUCUGAUGGUCUUUGGGAACACUUGAGUAAUGAAAAAGUCGUGGAUAUUGUCCACAGUAAUCCACGUGCAGGAAGUGCCAAAAGGCUUGUCAAGGCUGCCUUAAAAGAAGCAGCAAGAAAAAGAGAGAUGAGAUAUUCAGAUCUACAGAAGAUUGACAAGAAGGUUCGACGGCACUUCCAUGAUGAUAUAACUGUAAUUGUUUUAUUCUUAAACCAUGAUCUUAUAUCCAAAGGCGCUGUGCAAACCCCACCAGUUUCCAUCCGAAGUGCUCUGGAGCACUGA